CGGUUUUUGAUCUUUUCGUUCAGUUAGUGUAGACACAAAAUCGUAGAAUCAACCCUUCUUUGAACCGAUUCUGCAUAAUUUAUAUAUGGGUUUUUAGUGUAUGUAAUUUAUUGUUAAAUUAUUGCGAUUCCUUUCGGAGGCUGUGGUACAUUCGAAUAAUCUAAAAGGGAAUAUGCUUUCGACGACAACUGUUUUUCAACAUUCGUUAUUUGGCGGUUUUAUUUGUAUGAGUGCUCUCUCACGUGGGCUGUCUUCAGAUUUUUGAAUUCAUGAAUAUACUGCUUUCUUGAGCUGGAUUUCAUAUAUAGUACUGAUCGUGCAAUUAUCAAUUAUAUGAGUCCUUGUAUAUAAUUGCGUCUUGAUUUUAUUGCUUCUUUACAUCAGGCAAGAGAAAAUUCUAUUUUUCCUACCUGAUUCUGUUGCCAAUUUUAGGGCUAUUGAAUUUUUAUCUCUGCUGCUUAUCUUGUGAUCUGGGGUGUCCUUGAAAUCGAAAACAGAGCUAAAGAGGAGGGAAAAAAGGAUCGGAAUUUGGAUUUUAUGGUAGUGUAAAUAUAUUGGAGGGUCGAUUAUAUCAGAUUAUAAGAGGUGGCAUAUCAGCUAAAAAGUUCCAUCUUUAUGGGUUUUGGUAAUGUAUUGUUUUUGUGCUUUUAGGGUAAUUUCAGGGUUCUGUUAGUUGGAAGGUGGCAAAGGUUUUUGAAUUCUUUAAAGAUGCAAGCUGUGGGGAAGCUAGGUAGUUACAUCAGUAAAAGUGUAGUUACCGUCUCUGGGCCCUUUCACCCAUUUGGCGGUGCUGUAGAUAUUGUUGUGGUGGAACAACCGGACGGAAGCUAUAAAUCAUCACCUUGGUAUGUUCGUUUUGGAAAGUUUCAGGGGGUGUUGAAGGCGAAAGAGAAGGUGGUUAACAUUAGCGUGAAUGGUGUUGAAGCAGAUUUCCAUAUGUACUUGGAUCAUAAAGGAGAAUCUUACUUUCUGAUGGAGGUGGAUGUAGAGGAACGGACGUCAUCAUUUUCUCCUCCAUCCUCUUCAGGUGAGGAUAUAGACAGCCAAUCGGGGAAUAGGAGGCCAAUGAAAUCAAAAUGUUACAAUUAUGAUGCUGAUUCUUCUGGUUCAAUUUUGAAUGGCAGAAAUAGGAAUACCAUGGUUAGGACUAAUUCUCGCCGGUCUCAGAUUUUGGGCCUUGUUUUUGGGAGAAAAUCAAUGAAAGAAUGUGGAAUUCAGGAGGAAGUAGAUUGUUCCGGUGUUGUGCGGAUAAAUUCUUUGGAACGUGCUGAGAUUGCAGCUGAUCUUUUGGAACUAAAGUGGUCUACUAAUAUUGCCUCUGCCAGGCGCUGUAAAGACAACUCUUCUCGGUUUUCUGCUCAUGAUAAAUCAAAAGAUAAAGUCAAUAAGAAUUUCCUUGAUGCUUCUCUGAAUAAUGAAAUUGGCAUUGUUCAUCAUUCCAGCCAUCGAAAACUGGAAAACACUGUCGAGGAAAAUGAUGGAGAAAAUUCAUGCUUAACUUCAUUGUACGUCAGUGAAGCAUCCACAUCAUUUGAAAAUGUUAAAGAAGAUGCUCAGGUAACAAAUUCAGAAGCAUCAACAAUGACUGAGAUAUUGGAUUUAGCUAAAUCAUUUUAUCAUGGGAAUUCUGAGACUAUCAAGUCCGAGAUCACAAUUCCUGAUUCUACAAGUUCAAACUCUGCUGAGAAGCACAAUGGUUCGUUAGACACCGGUUUUGCCAAGGAGGAGAAUGGAAAGUAUAGAACUCAAUCUUUUUGUUGUAAUGACACAUGCGAGAGCUCAAAAGUAGGGUUGGAUGGUUCCGCUGAAGAAUCAAAUGGCACUUUUUCUUGUGAAGGAUGUGGGGAAGUCUGUAUCAAUGCUAAUACUAUGCAUUUUACAACAGAGUUAACAUCCACGGUAAAGUCUGGACAAGAAACUGAUGUUUUAUUUGACAAAGGACCUUUAAACCUUCAAGACUGUUUAGGUAAUGAGGAUCAUUUCAGUUUCUUUCUUGAUGAAAACAGUUCUGAGGCUGAAGGAAGUUCUUUGAACUCCACUUCAGAAAGCAAUGCAACUAAAUCCCAUUAUCAAGUAGUUUCUUUACAUCCAUCAAAUGAUUUCAUUGAGGAAGUUGAGCCGCUUGGUGGUUUAAUCAUAUCCAGUUUUAGCAACUCUGCUUGUCCACAUAAAGAAAAUAGGACUAUUUGGAAAGAAGAUGAAACAAACAAGUAUGGAUCAUGUUCGGGACUUCAGGGCUGUCCUGAAAUAUCAACUAGUGAUGGGGCCAUUCCAAUAAUCCCAAUGUCAGAUAUUUCAGUGGAAGAACAACUCCUUUUCGGUGAUCUGGAUGAUUCCAAUUUCAGCGAGGCCGGAGAUAUGGACACCAUUUAUCCAAAUCAUGAACAAAAAUCUUAUCAUUCACUUUCACCAAUGGUGUCCAAUGGAGUGAAUGAGUCUUUUCUGCCAGAAUGCAGUGCCACUUUUUAUCAAGAUGAAUCUUUUAUAGAUGACAUUGCAAAUGAUGCUAAAGGAUCAAGAAGUAAGUUGAGAACCAUAUCUCGCAAUAGCAUUCCCACAACGAGAUCAUUGCCUAAUAUGUUGCCUCUCAGUAAUGAUUUAGAUGCUUGUGAUCUUGACCAUUCUUUUAACCAGUCAUCACGUUCAGAUAUAAAAUCGGGUAAAAAUAAUAAUCUCAGAUUACCUCGUGCACAAUCAGUAGCUAAAGAUAUCAAAGUUCUGGAGGAGCUAAAAGACGGACCUGCAAAUCUACCCUUUGGAAAUGCACCUAGAUCCACUGAUUCCUUGAGCAGAAGCAGGGGAACUUGGUCCUUUUCUUUUAAGAGAUCAAGAAGUGUGCAAGUUUCCCAGCCAGCUGUGGAUGGCAUAGGAAUUUAUAAUGUUAAAAAUAUUCCGAGGACCACAGAUGAUAUGGUGGGAGAAAAUGAUGUACCGAAUCUGAAGGUAAAUAAGAAGAAAAUAAGGACGCUGACUCCAACGUCUGAACAACUGGCAUCCUUGAAUCUAAAAGAAGGGAGGAACAUCGUGAUAUUUACCUUCUCAACUGCAAUGCUGGGGAAGCAACAGGUUGAAGCUCGACUUUAUUUGUGGAGAUGGGACACUAGAAUUGUGAUAUCUGAUGUUGAUGGAACAAUUACCCGGUAUAGAUUUCUUUCAUUCUACUAUCUUUUCUUCCCGGAGAUUAUUAUGUCACCUCAAAAUCAAAUUAUAGUAGUCAUAUAUAGUAUUUGUCUUAUAGAAUUUAUAAGUUAAUUUGGCUUUUGGAUG
Molecule: messenger RNA, 3267 nt
Organism: Olea europaea var. sylvestris
Lineage: Eukaryota; Viridiplantae; Streptophyta; Magnoliopsida; Lamiales; Oleaceae
Exons: 3
Coding region: 709-3252 (847 amino acids)
Molecular function (GO): phosphatidate phosphatase activity
Source: RefSeq, a predicted model, not a curated record